AUCCAGGCGAGGUGAGAGCAGCGCACAGCGCCAGACGGACCGGAGCGGGUUAGUGUGGAUACGCAGCGGAGCGCACGACUCACGGACUGUACAGCGCAACUCCAACACAAAUGGAUAUUUACGUGGCUCUCUUCUCCUUUUUCUUUUUUACCAAACCAUCUUUGGCUUUUGGAUCAGAUCAAGACUACCAGAUUGAUAUCAUCAAUGAACUUGACCUGGAAAAUGCCACCUAUGGAAUUACCCAAGUGGCGGGGCUCCACAACAGCAGCAAAGCCUUCCUUUUCCGAGAUGUUGGGAGAGCAGUUCACGCCCCGGCACACAUCACAGAAAAAGUGGUGCAGCUGUUCAGGAGUAAAAGCGAGUUUACCUUCUUGGCCUCCAUCCAGCAGAAGUCCUCCACGUCGGGAGUCAUAUUCUCCAUCCACGAGUCAGAACACAGCUACUUUGAGCUGGAGAGCAGCGGGGUGAGAGAGGAGAUCCGCUACCACUACCGCUUCAAAGGCAAGCCACGCUCCGAGUCCUUCCCCUACCGCCUCGCCGACGGCCAGUGGCACAAGAUCGCCCUGACCAUCAGCGCCUCCCACCUACUGCUGCACGUCGACUGUAACAGGAUUUACGAGCGGGUGAUAGACCCUCCUCAGAUGGAGCUCACCCCGGGCAGUGGAGUGUGGCUGGGCCAGCACAGCCACAAGCACGGCCUGUUCAAGGGCGUUAUUCAAGACGUGAAGCUGAUUUUCGCUCCCAACGGCUACAUCACACAGUGUCCUAACCUCAACCGCACCUGUCCAACAUGCAGCGAUUUCCUGAGCCUGGUGCAAGGCAUCAUGGACCUUCAGGAACUCCUGGCCAAGAUGACUUUGAAGCUGAACUACGCCGAGUCCAGGCUGACCCAGCUGGAGGGCUGCCACUGCGAGAGAACCUGCAGCGCCAACGGCCUCGUCUACCGGGAUAAAGAGCUGUGGGUCGAGCCAGAGAACUGCAGGAACUGUGCAUGUAAGAAUGGUGUGGUGGAGUGUCGCAGGAUUUUCUGUCCCCCGGCAAACUGCUCAGAAGACUUGCUGCCGGUGCACGUCGAUGGGACCUGCUGCAAGACGUGCAGACCAAAAUGUACCUACAUGGGGCAGACGUUUUCCGAAGGACAACGCUUUUUAUCCAGAAGCUGCAGGGAAUGCAAGAAUGGCCUCAUGGUGAAAGUCUCAGAAACCUGUCCAGAGAUCAACUGCACUGUCAGCGAACAGAUCUUACCAGACGGCAGAUGCUGCAACGUUUGCAGAGGUUAUGACUUCUGCGCAGAGGGACUGAUUUGUGGAGAAAACUCUGAGUGUAAAAACAGGAAUACUAAAGCAGAGUGUGAAUGCAGGAGCGGCUAUGCCUCCAUCCACGGGGAUUCUACUUAUUGUGAAGAUAUUGAUGAGUGCGCCACGCAGAUGCACUACUGCCAGUCCAACACAGUGUGUGUCAACCUGCCCGGCAGCCAUCGCUGUGACUGUCUGCCCGGCUUCAUCAGAGUGGAUGAGUACUCUUGCACCGAGCAUGACGAAUGUGCCAGUGGCCAAAAUCUGUGUGAUGAGAACGCCAUCUGCACAAACACCAUCAGAGGACACCUGUGUACCUGCAAGCCGGGCUACGUGGGCAACGGCACCAUCUGCAGAGCCUUUUGUGAGGAGGGAUGCCGGAGUGGAGGAACCUGUGUGUCUCCGAACACCUGCGUCUGUCCUUCAGGAUUUACGGGACGCCGCUGCGAGACAGAUAUCGACGAGUGCGCCGAGGGCCUGAUUGAGUGCCACAACCACUCCCGCUGUGUCAACCUGCCCGGCUGGUACCACUGUGAAUGCAGAAGUGGUUUCCAUGACAAUGGCUCCUACCUGCUCGAUGGGAGCUCCUGCAUCGACAUCGAUGAGUGCACUUUGCAGACACACACCUGCUGGAACGACAGUGUGUGUGUUAACCUCCCGGGCGGCUACGACUGUGUUUGUACAUCUGGUCCAGGCUGCAGCGGCGACUGUCCACAGGAGGAGGGAAUCAGGCGCAAUGGAGAGGACUGGAAGCCAAGCUUUGACCGCUGUGCUAUAUGCUCCUGCAAGGACGGACAGACGUACUGCAGGAGGAGACCCUGUGACUGUGGAGACCCAGACGAGGAUUUGUUCUGCUGUCCCGGUUGUGACAACAGACCCAGCAGUCAGUGUCUGGACCAGAGCGGACGCACACUUUACCGCAGCGGAGCGUCUUGGCUGUAUGGCUGCCAGCAGUGCCGCUGCAUGGAGGGGGAGGUAGACUGCUGGCCUCUGGUUUGCCCCGUGUUGAUGUGCGAGUACACGGCGGUGGCGGAGGGCGAGUGUUGCCCGCGCUGCGUCACAGACCCCUGCCUGGCUGACAACCUGUCGUAUGACAUCCGGCAGACAUGCAAGGACCCCGCCGGCGUCGCCCGCCUCAGCGGAGACACAUGGCAUAUGCCCAAAUCACCCUGCACCACCUGCAAGUGUAAGAAUGGGAAUGUUUGCUGCUCAGUGGAUCUCGACUGCCUUCAGAACAACUAAAGCUCUCCUCUUCCUCCUCCUCCUCCUACCACCGUCGUUCUCCUCCUCUCCUUUCACUACGAGACUGCCACACCCCUCCUCCAUCUGACGACUCUCCCCCCUUGGAUUCAUAAGACAGACUCUCGCGCACACGUGUGCAUGGCAGUGUGUGCCCAGAAAAUACCAACACACACCGGACAGACUGGGGCGCUGAGGCUUUUAUGCCGUAACUCGGUCGAGCGAGCAGAGAGUGAGUGUGUGUGCGGCUCAGGAGGAGACUGAGGCCAUAUAGUCGCUCUCACCACCGUCACUGUGUCGUGUUUGUCUUUGUGUUUGACUACAUUUCACUAAAUGUCUCGAGGAAAAACCUGCUUAGUGUCUCAAAGCCCAAACCAGAGACAAACUGCUGGACAGAUGUUGAGGUGCUCCAUCUGUAUUGCCUAAACGUGGACUCACUAAUGCUUGGUCACCUGCAGCAAAAUGUCACAUAUGAGAUUUUUUGAAAUAGCUGUGGACGACAUUCUUCUUGGAUACAAAAAUUAAGUCUAUAGGGGAAAAAACGGAAGAAGAUAUCUUAGUCUGUGAACUUUAAUCUUAACUUUAAGUUAUUUUCGGCCACUGUAAGGUUUAUGACUCUGUGGCUAAACAAAGCGUAAGUGAUCCUAAAAUACUAUACAAAUCAACUGUCACAACAUGUCAUCCGGAGCUGAAUCCUGCAGCGUCUAAUAUUUUAUAACUAGCUGACAGGGCUUGACCCAUUUUAAGGGAUGCAAUGUGGCUACAAAAUGCAUCCACCUCAUUCCUAAACAACAAAAAUAUGUAAAUGCAGUCCUUCAGUAUCCCAGUAUUUCCAAAAAGGAAUUUGGGAGAGGAGAAAGGGGUAAUUUUCUCCAUGAUGACAGGCUUUUUAUCCCGCUUUUGUGUGUGGCUGCUCAGAACAAAUAUGUGCUUUUAGAUGUAAUCAGAGGACAUGUAGUACAAAGUAGUUCACUGCAAGCAUUAUCCUGACUUCAGGUCCUUACAAUGCCAAACCCUAAAUAAACUACAUCCUUCAGAGGAUCCAGGCUCUGAACUGGGACAUGUCUGUCCGUCCUUCUCGGCCAUUAACACUUCUGUUUCCAACCUUUUCCUUCAGCCUCUGUGUCGCCUCCUCUCUGAGGACGACCGCCAAGACGAUUACGUAAAACAACUACAACAGUCAUGAUAUCAUAAAGCGUGUGAAAGCAGCGUGAUGGUGCACAACAUUUUCCUGCAGGCCAGAACAAGCACCAGCCAUAGCUGUUGAUUAAAUCGGCCGAGCUCCUGCUUGGUCGGACUCUGGCAUCUCCCCGGGCCCGUCGGCUCUGCACCAUAUGGCACACAGAGAGUGGCUGAGAGACAAACAAAACAACAAGAAAAGCGUGGAUAAUUAAAGCCAUGUCACGCAGGCCUGGAUUUGAGUAUGCCAGGAGGUCACCAAGUGUUGAAUGUGUUUACAGACAGCCAGGCUUAUUAAGGGAGAAGAGUCCGGUGCUUUUCUCUGCUACGCUUCACACAUUUACAGCUCUGAUGCUGCUCUGCUCUCCUGCCCCGUCCUCUCCUCCUCCACACCUCUCUCCAUUAUCCUCAAGCUCGUCUCGAGAGCGCUGCUUUUUCCCUCCUGUGUCAUUGUUGUCGCCUUGUGUAUGCUGCCACAAGAAACCAGAUGGAACUUCUAAUGCUGUCUCAACAUUUUUUGCAAAAUGAGCAAAGACAAUGAAAAGCAAGCUAUGUGUUGCAGCCAUGACUUUAGCUUUGACCGUGAAGUGACAGCCAGAUAGUCACUUAACCUUACUGGUUAAGUGACGCGGUUGUUCUUCAAACUUUUUACUAAGCUAAUUUCUCGAGGAAUGAUAACUGGUUUCAACCGUGAAAGUCCUCUCCACUUUUUUUUGCCUCUUUUAUUUGUCUGCAGACAGUCAGCAUGGCUGCAGAUAUCGCGACUCAUUUUCUUGCCUCAGAAGAAUCCAUUUGCUGCCUCAGAAUGAAAAACAGCUUCCAGAGAUUGUGAUAAUCCUACACAGUGAAAAUGAAACUUUCACUUGGUUUUGUCAAAGUCCCCUCCCCUCCUUUUUUUAAACCUCAGCGUAGGACUUUGCAUACAAAUGAAAAAUUCGAUACAUUCAAGUUCUUGUCAGACAAAUUCCCACAAUACCGAUGAAGCCCAUCAGUGGCAAGUAGAUCAGCCUGUACUGUAGUUUUAAAUGUGGCGACAUUCCUGCAGUGGUUUACAUUAACCAGUGGUGAUUGGACUGCCAAAGAUGAAGAAGAAACCUACCGUAGCAGAUAAAGUAGGCUGCAACAACUGGGAGUAUGGUGGAGAAUAAUAAUGUAGGAAGUGUUCAGGAACAGAUUCUGAUACUUCAGAUGAAGAAGUAACUUGGCUUUCAGAAGAUUUUUAUCAAAAAAAAGAAAAGACAGCAAUCAACAACAGGAGAUACAAUGCUCUAAAUUCCCCAAAGUUAAAGGUCAUACUGGACACCAAAGUAAAAAAAAACAAACAUACCCAACUUUUACUUCAAUUGUCCUGUUCUAGACAUGUUUUCUGGAGAAAAAAGUCUCCGUCCCACUUUCUAAGACGUAUUUCAGUCGCAGUCAAAAGCAAAAUAAUCUUAUAAAGCAACAAAAUUCACCUUUUUUAAGUAUUUUUUCUACUUCAGGAUCUCUCCAAAUGGGAUAACUUUGUCCUCUUUACUAGUGUAGCCCCAUGAAAACUGAAAUCCUGAAAGUGUUCUAGUCUGCGCGAGCUAUAAUAGAAAAAUAGCUUGAUGCAUUUUAUUUGAAAUUGGAACUGGCUUUAGCUUUGACCUUGGUGUUUGGAGUUGAAAGUAAAUGUCACUGCCAUUUCCCUCCCGCUGACCUUCCUUUAUUUAAUGUCACACUGGUUCUUGUUUCUGCUCAUGUUUCUGGUCCCACACAGAAACUUAUUUCUCUACACUUUUCUGAAACAAUAGAGUUACAGUCAACCAAAGGAAAUCUUUGUUGACUUAUAUCAUACCUGAUCUUCACCCAACUGACUGUCUGUGGGUCGGAAUAAAUCUGUACAUUAUGUUUAGAUUAACAUAAUCAGCUGCAGGACACACCACCUGCUAGCCUUGUUUGCCUAAAUUAAGUAUAAAUUAUCAUUAAAAAUGAGCAUUUGCAGAAUAAUAAAUAACUCUAACCAAGGAAUUUUGCACUGAAAUAAUAACAGAAGACUUGACCAGAGUGCACCUGCACAUAUUCAUGAUUUCUAAAAACAGAACUAUAGCAACUUAUGAUCCCUGUGCAAGAAAUACCGAGGAAUAUAACGCAGCCAAGUUAGGCUAAUGCUUUAGAUAAUCUGCCAUGUUGUGAUAUGCAAAAGUGCUGUUUUUAAAGUUUAAACGUGACUUUUAAGCCACGUGUUUGAUGAAAACGCAGCCACACUGACAACUUAUUUGGUGUCACAUGCAGUUUUGACUCUAAGUACACGAAAUAAAUGUUAAAAAAUAAGUUACACCAGGGCGAGUUAAAAGAUGUGAAAAUGUGAGGUGGUUUCAAAAUGCCCCCUUUUUUCACAUCAUGGAAAAUAAUUAACACUGGAACGCUAUUGCUGUAGGAAGACAGUUGGGACAGAUGAGAGAAUAUCAACCAACCAGUCGGACGCCACAGCUCCUUAAAAUACAGUAAUAUUUCACAAACCUAUAGAAACAGUAAUGCUAGGUGACAUGCAGUGACGUGUGCUGCCACUCUGACUUCUCAGCCACGAUGUCUUUGUGUUGUCUCUGUUUGCCAUUGCAUCUUUUCGUGUCUCACCUGCACACUAACUCUGUGUAUUCUAACCCAUAGUCACAUCGCCUCUUGUAAAACUGAAAAUGUCAACUGUGCACAACGUACACACACUUGCACACGAAGAAAAACAAGUGAUGUAAAUGUAUCCGUACCCAUCGAAGUUUAACAGCAAUCUAAAGCAGACAUUUGUACAAAAAGAUCACUGAAAACGAGGUUUUCAGGUCGCUGUCGAUUGAUUUGAUAUGAAAUACGACUACUGUACAACACUACUUGCAAGUCUGUGUGUAAAUGUUUUUACAUACUGACAAUAUGAUAAAAUUAUACAGUUUUUUAAUUAUCAUUGUGUUCAUGAAUAACGUGUUAAUUUUAGUGGACUGCUUUUCUUUUUGUGGGAUAGGUUCUGUUUUACUGUAAAUACUGUGUAAAGGGAAGGGUAUUGUAAAGAGAGUAAGACUAUGUGAAUAAUUCUCACUACCACAGCUUCUUUAGGAUCUGAGCGUUGUAAGUUGAACUUGAGAGAGAAGCAACAUUUCUAUUGUUUUUACUAUUUCUUUAUUUUUCUAUUCUUGCCUUAACCCUUUUAGAGUCCGUCAUAGUUUCAUUUCUUUUCACUGUUUUAAGAUUUGAGUAGUUUGUGCGUGUAUAUACAGAUCUCUGAUCAAUGUCCCUUCACUAAAAAGCUGAUCGUCUACAGAAGCAGAUUUUGGAAAUACAGGAAAGCGUCUGUUCUGGGGAUCUUAGCCAGAGGACAAGGAGCUUGGACAAGCUAUUCACUGCAUCGCCGAGCCUUUUUAUUUCUCCCCAAAAAAAAGACAUUUCGGAAACUGAAGUACGUCUUCAUGGGAACCAGAUAAAAAUAUGUACACAUGUAAAGAAAAUCCAAGGCUGAAAAUGUUGUUCUUGAUUCAGUUUCCUGCUAAAAAAAAAAAAAAAAAAAAAAAAAAAGCAAGGCAUUGUGUUUCUCCUUUAAUGUCUGACUUUAAAAGAAAAAAAAAGUUUUGGACCUUCUUGCUCCUGCUGUGCUUGUUCAUGUUUUUAAUAGAGGACUACGGCAGAGGAAGCCCCAGGUUUUGCUGUUAUUUCUCCAGAUCAGAGCGGCCAACCUAAUUGUACUCAAAGGGUUAAGUGUCAUUUGAAGACUGUGUCGUGAUAAGAGUUUGCUGUAAAAAAAAAAAAAUCCUUCAGUUAAUAAAUAUUUUAGUUGUUUACUUUA
Molecule: messenger RNA, 7500 nt
Organism: Acanthochromis polyacanthus (spiny chromis)
Lineage: Eukaryota; Metazoa; Chordata; Actinopteri; Pomacentridae
Product: protein kinase C-binding protein NELL1
Exons: 20
Coding region: 111-2537 (808 amino acids)
Molecular function (GO): calcium ion binding; protein binding
Source: RefSeq, a predicted model, not a curated record